AACCAAACUGCUUUUAAAGAAUUCCAAAAAAUCCCCUCCGCUCGCUCUGACUGAAUCGCGUGCAAGAGAACGACGAAGGCGUCCGCCGCAAGAAACCCCUCUUUUAAAAACUCUCCUCUCUUUCUCUCUCUCCUCUUACUUUCUCUCUCUAACAACUCCAUAACCAUAUUUCAUCUCCCAAGCUUCUCCUUCUCUUCCUCUCCAUCAUUCAUUUCUUCCACGCCAUCUCAAAUCCUUCAAACUCCAUUCCCCCCGCUCUUCUUUCUUGUUCUUUCACAGUUCUGGACUCUGCCGCCGUUUCUGAUGGGAUAAUACUCGCUGAAUCGACUGGCCGUGUUUCUUCUCCGAUAAGGUCCAAUUUGGCGGAAAUUGAUUCUGUUCCAGCGAUUCGCAAUGUUGGGAGAUCUUAUGGUUCGAUGCCUUCUGAUGCUGUUUGGCUACGCAUAUCCGGCGUUUCAGUGCUACAAAACGGUGGUGAAGAGCCGGAUUGAGGUCCAGGAGCUUCGAUUCUGGUGUCAAUUUUGGAUCAUUGUGGCCAUUCUAACAGUAGUUGAGAGGAUUGCUGACACUUUAGUCGCAUGGUUGCCCAUGUACGGAGAAUUGAAGCUGGCUCUUUUUAUCUACUUGUGGUAUCCAAAGACCAAGGGAUCAGGCUAUGUGUUCGAAAUGUUGCUACGGCCAUUUGUAGAUAAGCAUGAAACAGAUAUUGAACAGAAGCUGGUGGAUUGGAGAGUCAAGGCCUGGGAUUUGGCCAUCUUCUACUGGAAAAACUGUACUGAGCUGAGCCAAUCUGCAUUCCUCCAAGUUAUAAACUACAUGGCUUCUCAGUCCUCUAGGCCUGCAGCCGCCGCCCCACAAGCCAGGAGGAACGAGCAUCAUCCACGUCCAAGCGCGCCCCCACAGCCGCCUCCGCCGCCGCCACCGCCGCCGCCUAAUGACCUUCCCUCGUUCUUCCACAAGCCUCCAAGGCAGACCAGAGACUCGAGCAAGAGUAAGGCCAAGAAGUGGUUUCUUCCAAGUGCCCCUGCUCUGCUCGGCUCCAGCAAUAGGCGUUCCUCAACCACGGCGGAGGAAUUCGAUGCGCAAUUUCCCCUCCAUGACCAAACGAACUAUAUUUAUGAAGGUCAAAACCACAACCAAGCUCGAUUCAGAGGAUCGAAACAAAACCACUAGAAGUUGCUAAAGAAACUGUACAAAAAAAAAAAAAAAUCCCCAAC
This is a messenger RNA of Momordica charantia (bitter melon), 1217 nucleotides long. RefSeq names its product putative HVA22-like protein g. The record is from RefSeq and is a predicted model, not a curated record. Lineage: Eukaryota; Viridiplantae; Streptophyta; Magnoliopsida; Cucurbitales; Cucurbitaceae.